Molecule: messenger RNA, 487 nt
Organism: Linum tenue
Lineage: Eukaryota; Viridiplantae; Streptophyta; Magnoliopsida; Malpighiales; Linaceae
Source: the annotation of a GenBank genome assembly
CUCUGACUGCUGCUUCUUGUCGAACAAUGUGUGGCGGUAGCUGGAGCCCUACUGGGUUCAUUUCAACAGAAACGACUAUGAGAAUGGCUUCUAGGCUUCAACGACAAGCCCCAAGUGUUUCCCAGUCCAACAACUUCAUCGUCGGUCCGAAAUACAAAAUUGCAAGGAUUCGAAUCCAAGAUGUCGUUGUGGUUCGUCGGGCCGCCCACCUUGAAGUCCAGCUUUUUCAAUCCAUGGGAAAUCGAGCUCUGGCGGCGCCCGAUUCUGGAGCAGACCGGCGAGUUCGAAUUCGUGGCUCAGUGAACAGAGCUCGUCCGGUUUGAAUAGUUCUAGAAUGGCAGCGACGGAGGAGCUCGGUGAUACCUGGAGAGGCAGUGGUGGGAGUCGGAGGUGGCGGUCUGGCUCUUCCCCUCCCUCGUCGCCUGUGAACCAUCAAAGAAAUGGAGGAGGAAGAAAGUCGGGACUUGGGAGGAAGAUGAUAUUUUGG